Molecule: messenger RNA, 2089 nt
Organism: Phlebotomus argentipes
Lineage: Eukaryota; Metazoa; Arthropoda; Insecta; Diptera; Psychodidae
Product: transferrin
Exons: 4
Coding region: 142-2046 (634 amino acids)
Biological process (GO): iron ion transport
Cellular component (GO): early endosome; plasma membrane; extracellular region
Source: RefSeq, a predicted model, not a curated record
GAUCUCUCUCUCUGUCUGUCGGCUGUUCUCCCCGCAGCUUCUGCUCGUGGCCACAAAUCGCCACGGUAACUUGUUUGAGAUUCCGCGAGUGUAUAAAUACUGCUUGCCGGCGAUCGACAAGCACACAGUUUCACUAUAAAGAUGUUCGCCGAAACAUUGAGACAUGUUCUGUGCAUUUGUGCUCUAGGCGCGAUCUUCAGCGCAGCGCCGAGUGUUCUGGCGGAAUCUUAUAAAUUGUGCAUUCCGCACAAGCUGCACAAUGUCUGCCAGGACCUCAUGAAGACCAAACCCGAUCACGAGGCCACGAUCGAGUGCGUUGCUGGCCGAGAUCGCAUCGAUUGCCUCAAUUUGGUGAACAAGCGCCAGGCGGACUUCAUGGCAGUCGAUCCGGAGGACAUGUACUUGGCGUACAAGAUGAGCAAUCAGGACUUUGCCGUGUUCGCCGAGGUGCGAACGCUGGAGGAGCCGACGGCCGAGUUCCGAUACGAAGGCAUCAUUCUCGUGCGCAAGGGUUCACCGAUAAGCUCUUUGGAGGAUCUGCAGGGCAAAAAGUCCUGCCACACGGGCUACGGAAGGACUGUUGGCUACAAAGUUCCCAUCACGAAACUGCGCAAGCACGGCAUCUUCAAGCUGGACAGCGAUCCAACUCUUCCGGCCGUGGAGAGGGAACUCAAAGGCCUGUCGAAUCUCUUCACACAAUCCUGCCUCGUGGGCGAUUACUCGCCAGACGAGGAGAUCAACAGGUCGCUGAAGAAGAAGUACGCCAACCUCUGUGCUCUCUGCGAAGAUCCCGUCAAGUGUAACUAUCCAGACAAGUUUUCGGGAUACGAUGGAGCCAUCAGGUGUCUCGUGGAGAACGGCGGCGAUGUUGCAUUCACGAAGGUCAUCUUCGUCAACAAAUACUUUGGCCUUCCCGUGGGCAACAAUCCUGCGGCGCCGCCGACGGGAAGCGCUAGUCCUGAUGACUACGAGUAUCUCUGCGAGGACGGAAGCCGCCGCCCUGUGACUGGACGCGCGUGUUCAUGGGCACAGCGACCCUGGCAAGGAUACAUGGGCAACGGAGAUCUGCGUGGCCGAUAUGAGAAAUUGCAGGCUGAACUCAAAGACAUGUUUGAGAGCGGGAAGUCAUAUUCGAACAAGGAACUCGCCAAGAGACUCUUGAUACAGGAAAACACCGUGCUGGUGAGCAAGGAUCGCCCUGUUCUGCCCGGAGAGCACUUAACGAGGGCGCAGUACAAGGAUGUCAUUGAAAGGCUCGGACCAUACGAACAGAAAGUCAGAUUUUGCGUCUCUGACACCAUCGCUCUCAAGAAGUGUGAGGCCAUGUCUAAAGCCGCCUUUUCACGAUACAUUCGACCCGAGUUUGUGUGCGUUCUUAAGACUGUUGAGGAAUGCGUGAUUGCAAUUCAGAAGGAUGAAGCCGAUGUCGUGGUUUUGCAGGCAGACAAUUAUGAAUUGGCCAGGAAGCACAAUUUGGUGUCUGUCUUGUAUGAAUCCUUUAAGCAGGACGACGUGAUGGUUGCUGUCAUUAACAAGGAAAUCAAGACUGACUUCUUGAAGAAGGCAAGCCUGAAAUUCAGCACGGACGAUCCGCGAGCUGUGAACGCUGCUUUGCUGUUCAACGAGAAGAGAGGACAGAAAGCGUGUCCGCUGGAUAUCGUUAGUGCGGAUAAUGGAGUUGUUAGCAUUGUGAAUGCCAAGGAUUUGCAGGACAAUGGAAAUCAAGAGCUGGUUUGUCAGGAUUUGUCGCGAAAAUCUCUUAAGGACUUCAACAGUUGCAAUUUCGAAGCUACUCUCCCAACUGCGGUUUUCGUUCGAAGUGGACUCGGGUCGAAUAAUUUGGACGGAAUUGUGCACAGCCUAACGUCCAGUGCGGAAAUCUUCGGCAAGAAUGCCAAGCAGGACGAUGUGUUUGAGAUGUUUGGUGAAUUUGAGCCUGGAUUUAAGAAUGUGAUUUUCAGCGACAAUGCAGCCAAAUUGGUCACAUCAUCCAAUUCUGUCUUCACCUUCGACGAAUCGCACUACAACAAGCUCCGUUGCAAGUAAAAUACUCAUUCUUCAUUGGAACAAUAAAAAAAAAAAAAUGAAA